AUCCGUGCAGUCUCGGUAACUCGGUUGCCAAAGAGGGGAAUUUAUUGGAUUUUCAGACUAGCUGGUUGAAGAAGGAAGACUUCUAGAAGUUUAUUUAAGAAGGUUGUGGAAAGUUAAUUUGCCAGAAGAAAAGAAAAAAGAGAGUGCAACUGAAGGAAUCUCCAAACAAUUAAGAGGCAGUGCCAUGUCAAUCCUGACCUGCGCAGAAAUGGCUGAGAACUGGCCUCUGAGCUUCCUGGAGGAGGAGGCAAUAGCAGCAGCGACAGCGGCCCUAACCACGGUGGACGAAAGCAGCAGCAGCAGCAGCAGCAGCUCAGUCAACCUGGACGACAGUCUAACCAGCCUGCAAUGGCUCCAGGAGUUUUCCAUCGUCAACUCUGAUGGAAACCAGCACGUCAGAACAGCUCAGCCCAGUCGUGACCUAAAUGUGUACUUGGAGAGCUCAGAGGGGCCUUCCUCACCCCUUGCUGCCGACCCGGCCUCCAUGGGCAUGCCUCACACCCCCGGCAAGCCCACCUCCUCUGCCUCCAUCUGCCGAACCGCCCAACACCCUGGCCUGGGACCCCAGGGUGAGCCCCUGGAUGAGGUGGACUACCGGACCAACCCUCACAUCAAGCCCCCCUACUCCUACGCCACUCUCAUCUGCAUGGCCAUGCAGGCCAGCAAUAAGAGCAAGAUCAUGCUGUCUGCCAUCUACAAGUGGAUCACAGACAACUACUGCUACUUCAAACACGCCGACCCGACCUGGCAGAAUUCCAUCCGUCACAACCUGUCCCUCAAUAAGUGCUUCAUCAAAGUCCCGCGGGAGAAGGACGAGCCCGGCAAAGGUGGCUUUUGGAAGAUCGACCCCCAGUACGCAGACAGGCUUCUCAAUGGGGCCUUCAAGAAGAGGAGAAUGCCCCCAGUUCAUAUCAACCCCGCCUUCCAGGCCAGGAUGCGUCCAGAGCCCAGCUUAGCCAACAUUGCUGAUGUGAUGAACAGCCAGCUGUGUGUGAGCCAGGAGUCCCAGCAGCUAUUGAAGGAGUUUGAAGAAGUCACCAAUGACCAGAACUGGGAUCCAUCAGAGAUGGGGAAAGUUGGCCACAAGAGGAAGCAGCCCCUACCCAAGAGGAUGAUGGUCAAGGCCCCACGCCGCUCUAGCUCACCCCUUCUCACCACGGAGGAACAGAAAGAACUGGGCUCCCUGAAGGGCGAUUUCGACUGGGAUGCCAUCCUGGACUCUGCGCUCUCCGGCGACCUCAGUGAAGAACUUGAACAUGUGCCUUCACUGAGCCCCAUCCCUGGAGAGGUGAACCUGACCGUCCGGGGUACACACAUUGACCGGCCUCAGCAGUGGAGCCCCCUAGAGCCCAGCGGCCACAUAGACCACAUCCUGACCCAAACCAACCAGGGCAACCUAGACUUUGAUGAGGAGACCUUCCUGGCCACUGCUUUCCUGCAGAACCCCUGGGAGGAAGGCAGGAACGACUUUCUAUCCAACUCGGCGGUCAACCUGGACCAGCUGUUUGACCUGGGCGACUCAUUCUCAUGCAGUAGGAUAGAGGCAUUUCUAUGAAGCAUGCCUUCAACUAGGUAGACAAUUUAUCAAUUGUAGGGGACGUGUCUAAUCGACAGGAAAAUAGACAACCAAGACUGUCUGUUGUAUCUCUUGGAUACCAGUGGCUCCCAGAACUGGAAAGCUUAAGCUAUGAAACAGUAGAUAUUCAAUAGACUUGACCCCUGGUCAAAUACGGCACUCAAAAAACCUAGUGGGGUGAGUGGCCCAAUAGUGCACGAUUAUUGAAUUUAUGUAAAAUGUGUAUAAAAAGACUUAAAUGAUAGCUUUGCAUGCAAAGAAAAUGAAUUAAAAUCAUGAAAAUA
Messenger RNA from Acipenser ruthenus (sterlet), 1860 nucleotides. RefSeq names its product forkhead box J1a (gene foxj1a). The coding region runs from base 185 to 1555 and encodes 456 amino acids. The transcript has 3 exons. Gene Ontology annotation, molecular function: DNA-binding transcription factor activity; sequence-specific DNA binding. The record is from RefSeq and is a predicted model, not a curated record. NCBI's taxonomy places the organism in Eukaryota, Metazoa, Chordata, Actinopteri, Acipenseriformes, Acipenseridae. Gene Ontology annotation, biological process: regulation of DNA-templated transcription.